AUGAGUGCACUAGAGUUGACAGGUUGGGGUAUUGCAAUGCAAGAUGGCUAUCCAUUAGGUUGUAAGAAAUGGUUUUUAGAGGGAUGUAGAUCUGUCAUUGGCGUGGAUGGGUGCCAUUUGACGGGACCAUACACAGGACAAGUUUUAACAGCUGUUGGGGUUGAUGGGAAUAAUGGAAUGUUCCCCAUUGCCUAUGCUGUAGUUGAAGCUGAAAAUAAGAGUUCUUGA
This is a messenger RNA of Prunus armeniaca (apricot), 228 nucleotides long. NCBI's taxonomy places the organism in Eukaryota, Viridiplantae, Streptophyta, Magnoliopsida, Rosales, Rosaceae. The record is from the annotation of a GenBank genome assembly.